CUUUUUAUUUAUAAAAAUGGCUUUCAAAUAUUUACAUCAUAAUAAUAUAGAAAAUCCUUCUUAUAUAAUAUUUUUCUCAGUAACGCUUUACCAUAAAAAGCUGCUGAAGUUUCUAACUUUCAGUUUAUUUCAUCUGCACAGACUCAAAUGAAGAUCCUCCCUUCCUUCUUCUCCACCUUCAACACUAAAAAAAUUGUCAAGAAAAUAAAAAACACCAAAAUGAAAUAAUAAACCAUAAAUCUUUUUUUUUCUUACUCUUCGAUGGGAAAUUUCAUCAGAAUCACCUCAUCUCCGCCUCUCUAUGUCCGAUCAAAGCUCCUCUGUUUUUCUCUUGUCUACUUAUUCACUACACUUUUUCUGUUUCUCUACGUCUCUCUCUCAAGAAACCAAUGCAUCUUUCGGUAUUCACCUUUCGAUCCGAUCCAAACCAAAAUUUUCUCUUAUCCUUCUUCUUACGGUGAACACAAAUACGCUCUUCCCACUCACCGAUCUUCUUGUUCGUCCCCUGUUUUCUUCUCAGAUUACUGGACAGUGUUGAAGGAGAUACAGAGUAUCAUCAGCGAUUCAUCAUCAUCGGAGAAUUUGAGAUACAUUAAUGGAAAAAGUGAAACUUUCGGUGGAAAUUUCAGCACCCAGAAGAGAUUUUCUUAUUUCAACCACUCGAACAAUAACGUCGAAGUUCCAUGCGGUUUCUUCAGAGAUUUUCCGAUCAGCAAUUCCGAGCUGAGAUGGAGAAAUGUGGACUAGUAGUUGCAUCAGCCAUAUUUAACGACCAUGACAAGAUUAGACAACCAGUGGGACUUGGAAUUAAAACCCUAGAAACCGUUUGCUUCUACAUGUUCAUCGACGAUAAAACCCUAAACUCUCUCUUCCACCACAAUGUCAUCCCAAGAAACAAUCCAAGAGAUUACAAAAUCGGAGCAUGGAGAAUCAUCAAAACCUCAAAAUCAGAAAAUCUAUACCUUAAUCCGGCUAUGAAUGGGGUUAUACCAAAGUAUCUAACACAUAGAUUGUUUCCAAACUCAAAGUUUAGUAUAUGGAUCGAUGCAAAAAUCCAGCUCAUGAUCGAUCCGCUACUUCUGAUUCAUUCGAUGUUAGUGGUUCCUGAGGCCGAUAUAGCGAUAUCUAAACAUCCGUUCUUUGUAAAUACAAUGGAGGAGGCUAUGGCUACUGCGAGGUGGAAGAAGUGGGGAGAUGUCUAUGGGCUAAGGAUGCAAAUGGAGACUUAUUGUGAGCAUGGCUUGAAGCCUUGGAGUUCUCAUAAGUUGCCAUAUCCCACAGAUGUACCAGACAGUGCAUUAAUACUGAGAAGACACGGAAUAAGAAGCAACCUAUUCUCGUGCUUCAUGUUCAACGAGUUAGAAGCGUUUAACCCGCGAGACCAAUUGGCGUUUGCGUUUGUGAGGGAUCACAUAAACCCUAAGGUGAAGAUGAACAUGUUUGAGGUCGAAGUGUUUGAACAAGUAGUUGUUGAAUACAGACACAAUCUCAAGAAGAUCGAGACAUCUUCAUACGAGCAACAAGAAGAAGAACAGAAGCAAGAAUCGUUGAUGAGGACAAUACAGAAGAGAAGAAGAUGGUUAGAUCAUGAAUCUUGGUCUCUCAAUACUAGUAAUUGUAAGAGUUAUCUCAUGGAUAUGUGGGGUGAAUCUCACCAUUGAUUUUUUUAUUUGUUAAAAGAAAAGUUAUUUUCAUGUUUUUUUUAAUUAUUAACAAUAAAUUCUAAAUGGAAAUGUACAAACUAAUUAUGAUAAAAUAUGUAAUUUUUUACAAUUUUUUCAAGGAUUGUUAUUA
This is a messenger RNA of Thlaspi arvense, 1794 nucleotides long. Lineage: Eukaryota; Viridiplantae; Streptophyta; Magnoliopsida; Brassicales; Brassicaceae. The record is from the annotation of a GenBank genome assembly.